Molecule: messenger RNA, 1376 nt
Organism: Sycon ciliatum
Lineage: Eukaryota; Metazoa; Porifera; Calcarea; Leucosolenida; Sycettidae
Product: sushi, von Willebrand factor type A, EGF and pentraxin domain-containing protein 1-like
Exons: 5
Coding region: 128-865 (245 amino acids)
Source: RefSeq, a predicted model, not a curated record
GGAAAGGUUCAAUCCAGCUUUCAUUGAUCGUACGCGCAAAAUAGUUAGUUUUUCCCUCCCAGCCGUAAAGCCUGGCCACUCGAUACAGUUGGUGGAGAUUGAACAACAGGGUUCGGUGGAUGUUUCAAUGGGAAACAAUUCCGAAAAGGCGAAUGUCAACAGCAACUAUUUAGUUCUAACCCCAGGCUAUCAUAUCUACGGUUUCCAAUAUGUUCGUGUCAGCAGUGGUCAGAGAUCACCUAUCGGUGCCAAGUUCUCAGUGGGUACUCCCCCUGAGGGGAAGUGUGGUGUCAUCCCAACUAUCAGUCAUGGGGAAUAUCAAGUAGUCGAUGCAGGUGUUGGAAACGUAGCUACGUAUCACUGCAGCCCAGGCUAUCACAUGAUGGGAUCUGGUCUGGCGAUCUGCCAAGAAAAUGGACAAUGGUCUGAAGCCCCUUCAUGUGGUGCCUUUUGCCAACCAUCGCAUACCCCUAAUGGUCGUAUUGAACAGCUAUUACCUCCCCCUUCUGGUCCUCCUGUCAGUGCUUUUCCUCUUGCCGAAGUUGAACCAGAGUGUGAUGAAGGUUAUAAAAGUAUGGGAAAGGCAACUUGCUCGGGAGAUGGGGGAGAAUGGGAGUAUGAAACACCAUUGUGUGAUACCCCGACAAAUGCCCGAGUGAUAUGGAGAAAGCUCCGGGAAGCAAGGAGGCAGGCAGCAAUGAACCGGGCAGGAAGUGGAAAUGGAGGAUCUGACGAGGGCGACAGGAAGGAAUUGUUUGAGGAGGGUCCUGCCAGUGAAUCAUCCCAAUCUGUGGAGAGCCUCGCCGGCAAAACAUACCAAUCGUCUAGGAAUGUGACCGGAGAAUCAACAGUUAUGCAAGUCUAACUUCAGAAGAGGAUGAAUCUCCGCUUUGCUAAUCCAAUGGAAUUUGUAUGAAUUGUCCACCUACCGUGUGCAUGCACACAUGAAUGGUAACAGAAUACUGCUUGGAGUCUGCAUGGAGUGCACCUGUCAAAGGAGUGAUAGUGUCUUGCCACAAUAUCAGCAACUGUCACACAACUCAUCAUUUCCCCACACCUACGUUUCCAAUUGUUGUCACUUCCCCAAUGUUGUUGAAAUCAAGUUUUUAUUCUCUUUCCACUUUCCUUACCUUUUCAAAGUAUCUUUUCAUUGACCGGUGUGCGUCUGUCUACAACUCGUCUGUGAUCAAAUCGCUGACGCAAAGGUGAAGAAACACAACUUCUCUAGUGCUGAAGAUGUGGGUUUGAAUACUAAGAAGAUGCAAAAGUCUAAAAUGUUAUCAAUACAUUUUGGCUUUUCUGUAAUCCCUUAGUCCCUCUAAUCUGAGUUGUUAUGCCCCUCCCCCCCCCCGUCCGUAAUGAGUACAUGUAAAAGG